AGCCACUGUCGGUCGUUAGACGAAUAGUCACAGUAGAUCAUUACUUUUAACUAUCGUUAGUUUCUGAAGCAGCCUUUCCUAUCAAAUUGGUAACAUUCUUUUUUAUACAGUCCUCAUUACUAUUCGUUCCAGUAAAAAGUCCCGAAAUCGUCCCAUGCGUAAUGAAUCGCACGUUGAUGGAAGAGGGAGAGCUGGGAAAGGUCGACAUCCAGCAAGACAUUAUGGACUUCUAUAUACAGCACGACAUGCCGAUAGAUUGCCUAUGGUUAAUCGUUGUCAGACCCAACUGGAGGAUAUACCUGCAGUUCGCGGAAUUCAACUUGGAGAAGCCGAACGACUGCCACAGCAACUUCGUCCAGGUAUUUUCGGGGAAGACGGAUAUGGCUUCGAUCGAAAAGGAGUUCUGCGGAUCGAUCGCCGAUACCGUCUUGUCAAAGAGCAAUAAGAUGUACGUGAGAUUCUUCUCGGAAUCCAAAGGAUCGAAAACGCUCUUUCUCGCUAACUUCACGGCGUAUAGGGAUCUAGGAAGUGAUGGCAAGACGAAAGAAUGCAAUAAGACAAACGAGUUUUAUUGUGAGGACGCAACUUGCAUCCAUAAGAGCCUUAUGUGCAAUUCAAGGUACAACUGUCGGUUCAGAUGGGAUGAAGAAGAUGAGGGGUGUCAGGGCGCACAAACGAUGGCGUGGUCUGGGGAUCAUAUAAUCAUCAUCAUGAUUAUAUUCUCACUUAUCCUAGCGGGGAUGUGUAUCACGUUCCUUUACAACUGUAUUACUAAACUUAUCAGGGACCAUCAAACAAUUCAGGAAUACAGAAGCCGCAGCUUGGAUCAGCAACUGAACGAGCUGGACAAACAGCAGGAACUGGCCGUGGUGGAAGGCAAAGCGUCCUCGAAAUUAUCACGAAGGACACGAUCACAUGACAGUUCCCAUUCGAUGGACUCGAACCGUUUCGACAGUAUCAAUGCGAUCAACAGCACCUCGUGUUAUGCUGGUGAGGGCGAUGUACUCUCCAUCCUGGUGAGGAAUGAAAGAAGUUCAAGUCCGUCGAGCGGAGAUGCCUUCAAUACUAACAUUUAUACGGUGGAUGCUGAUAAUCCUCCGCAAAUGUGUGACAGCGCGUGUCAAACGCGAGAGAGUCUGUUCACAACUCAGGGUUACAACAGUUCCGAUAACAGCACGCCUAAUCAUAGUGCGCAUACGAACUCCCCACCUGCACCUUUUAGUACUUUUGGAUAUAAGAAAGAAAUCAAAUUUAAGGCGGAGGCAAAGAUCGAGAUGGCCCCCGUCAAAUCAAAAUCGCCGCUCCAGCACUCGCACAUGCACCAGCACAAAAAAGACGACAAAUACCGGUUGAGCGUCCAAACAAGAAAAUCAGCGCCGGACGUGAUCGUGACGCACUGACGCUGCCAAUUGGCGGGCUGCCACGACUGGGAGCCGUACAAGCGCCGUCUACCGAGAAGGUGUCCGUGCCCGCCCCCCGUUGUGAUCGGUCACGCCUCUCUGGGAGAGGAUGACGUCCCGCCUACUCCACCCCCUCCACCGGCGGGCUUCCAGUCACUGCGCAACGGCGAGGCGCAGACUAAAGAGGAGGCGGAAAAAGUGAUAAGGCGGACUUGCACGUGCAGGGAACGGCACAAGGCCACGCAGACGUACGACGAUGAAUUCGAUGAGUCGGAAAGGGAUACGUAGGAGGAGAGGGGGGUGGAUUUGGCGCCACCUCCUGAAUAUACAAACAGCUUCUGAAUCGCACAUUAGCCAGGUGAAGGGACAAAUAAAAUUGCAAAAAUUCUAUACUUAGGUAUCAGAUGAAAAUUUGGAUUUUGUAACUGAAGUAGUUGUCUAUGUAAAAAAACUGUUCAGUCCCUUCAAUGAAGACGUUUAACGCUUCAUGCUAUUAUUAUUGAGGUUUUAUAUUUUUAGUGAUUCUCCAAGAUGGCUCACCCCUAUAACUUUUUUAUUAUUGAAGAUAUAGAAACGAAAUCUGGUGGUUGCGUAUUAUAGAU
Molecule: messenger RNA, 2002 nt
Organism: Acanthoscelides obtectus
Lineage: Eukaryota; Metazoa; Arthropoda; Insecta; Coleoptera; Chrysomelidae
Source: the annotation of a GenBank genome assembly